AAUGGACACAAACAGCUUCUGAAUGGAGGAGAAACAGGAUUUACAGGCAUGGAUCAUUUCAUGGCAGGCACAUCUCAGAUACAAGGAACAGGUGGUUUUGAUUCAUUUGGCACAAGCCCUCACCUGGAAGUUACAGGUAUAACAGAUCAGUCAAGCCAUUACUUCCUUGUUGGCUUGAUGGGUGGAAUAGGAGAGAGCUUUGGUCCAGACACCCAAACAGACGGGCUAGAUCACAUGGGACUCGCAUUUCAGGUGGAUUCGGCAGCCGCUGGCCUGAGUCCAGGGCACCCGUCCAGUGGCGGUCCGGUUCUAGAAGCUCCUCCAGACUCUCCAGGACCGGAUUACCUGUCUGUUGACAAUGGGAAUGGUGAUUAUAAUCAUUCAAUCAACACGGCUGAUAAUGGAGCCCAAUCAAAAUCACCAGUUGAUACAACAGAUUCCUCAGUAGUCUUUGGCAUAAUGUCACAUCCGGGCCAUUCCUUCUUAGAUUAUUCAGAUGGUGGGGCAGAUAAUAAUGGUGCAGACUUACCUGAUACAAAUGGAAAUGGAAACGGUAGGCACAAACCUGUGGUAGGCAUGCAGAAAGGUGACCCUCCAGGCAUUCAUCUCGACAUCAGCGGAACAGGCCAUCAGGACGCUGCAGUGGAGAUGCAUCACGCAGCUGUUGGCACUCUUGAUCAAAGUGACCACACCCUCAGUCCUUACGCUGACACGACUGGAUUUGACGGUGUCACCGGUGCAAGCAUGCAGACAGAUAUGGCAGGUGCGGCGGGUGAUCCAGUGACUGACGGACAGAAUCAAACAGACAUGACAGGGCAGGGACACUUAGCUGUGACUGACGGCGUGCCGAGUUACACAGCAGAUUCUGUGCGUGCGACUGGGACUGGAUUUACAGAUGCCUCAGAGACACAUGGUAGCACGGUUCAGACAGACUUACCAGUCACAGGGGAUCCAUUCACAGGGGUUUCCUCACAGACAGAUGCCAUUGGCACAGCUACAGCUGAACCUCAAGGGACUCUCAGGAGUCCAAGCCAACCUGGUGCUACGGAACAGACAAAGCCAGCUGUAUCAGCAGGUGAACAGUACCACACAUCUGGUCAGGGUCCUGAAGGUGCAGAAAAUGUGGAACUGGAAGAUACCUGCUGAUUUCCACAUGAAGCCGCGAGUGAGGUUUCUGCGCUACAGAUUUCAGUGCACAGACCUGAACGCCUGGCAGAGGAACCGUGAACCCGCCCGCUAGACUCAGCUCUCCUUUAUCUGUGUGUGUGUGUGUGUGUGUGUGUGUGUCCGUUUGUUUUAUUUUCGACUAUUUAAACAUUCAGAGGAUACUGUAACUUAACGUUUUAUUGCGCCUGUUUAUAAAAGUGCCCUGUAGCCUAAGUAUUUUAUUCAUUAGUACAACGAAAGAAAAAUAAAUAAAUCAAAGAGAGGAAAAUCACGAUUUUAAACGUAUUUGCUGUGUAAAUGUAACGGUUGUUUUCCCCAUAAAUGUCGCUACUGUAUUUUCUUGCCUAGAAGUUGAAGCAAUAUUCUUGUCCAAUGUCUCAGACUGUAUAAUGCUGAAUGUAUGUCAUUUGAUGAUAAUCUUUACAUUAAAUUGAACAUCUAUUUUGAACAUCAAAUUCAAAUAUUUGUAAUUUUACCCGUU
Messenger RNA from Carassius carassius (crucian carp), 1648 nucleotides. RefSeq lists its product as uncharacterized. The coding region runs from base 49 to 1146 and encodes 365 amino acids. Lineage: Eukaryota; Metazoa; Chordata; Actinopteri; Cypriniformes; Cyprinidae. The record is from RefSeq and is a predicted model, not a curated record. The transcript is spliced from 25 exons.